AGGACGCAGGAACCGUCCGCUCACUUCACCGAACUAAAGCAGCAGCCAAUCAGCGCCGCGCUCAGCAUCAGCACCAGCAGCUGGAUGCAGAACCGGUUCCCGUGGACUAGUGGAAGCUGCUUCCUCUCUGGUUCCGACCCGGACUCGGAGUUGCGGUACUUUGCGGUAUAAACGCACCGCUGCGCCACCGACCCUCCGCCUCUCUGCGGCUCCUCUGAAGCGGGCUGAAGUGAACUUCGGUUCGGAUCGGAACCUCGUCGUGUGUUUUUUAGUGUCUUUGUGCCGCUGCCCCCCUCCCCCGCUGCCUCACCCUCCGUGACUCAAACCGCUGCAGAACCAUGUCUGCCCCAGACGCUGCCGCCCCUCCAGCCGGAGCCCCCGGAGCCCCUGGAGCCCCCGGAGCCGAUGGAGCUCCGGCCGGAGCUCCAGCUGGACCCCCCAACACCAGCAGCAACCGCCGGCUACAGCAGACUCAGGCCCAGGUGGAGGAGGUGGUGGACAUCAUGCGGGUGAACGUGGACAAAGUCCUGGAGAGAGACCAGAAGCUGUCGGAGCUGGACGACAGAGCCGACGCUCUCCAGGCCGGAGCCUCCCAGUUCGAAAGCUGCGCAGCCAAGCUAAAAAACAAAUACUGGUGGAAGAACUGCAAGAUGAUGAUCAUGAUGGGAAUCAUCGGAGUCAUCGUGGUUGGAAUCAUCUUCUUAUAUUUCUUCCACUGAGCUCCUGGAACUGGACCGAGGAUGAAACGAGGAGAACAAAAAGAACCCAGACGCCUCCUUUCAGUCCUCCUCCACUCCAUCACCUCCUCCUCCUCCUCCUCCUCCCAGUCUUCCAUCCUGCUCUCUAGCGUCGUCUGUCUGCGUCUCUCGGCCUCCUGCUCCUCUCCUCCUCAUGUUUUAUGAAGGAGGAGACGAAGAACAAGGGGAGAGAUGGCCGACACGCGAAGAAGAACAUCUCUGGGGUGAAACGCCAAAGCUUCUCCAUCCUCCUCCUCCUCCUCCUUUUUUGAUUCCUCCUUCCUUUGUAAAUCUAGACUAACCUCCUCCCGCUACAUCCCUACUAACACCGCUCACGUUUAGAUUAAGAUUAUUUCGUGUGUAGUCGUGAUCCGAAGCAUCGCAGCCGUCAAGCUUUUAGGCUUUUAUUAGUCCCCCGUUCCCUCACCGGUCUCAGAGACUGAAAGGACAAGCGGGAGUUUGUGCAGCGUAGAUUUCCUGCGAGAAGUCGGGAGUCGAUUUUAGUCGUAAAUUAAAGACACCAAGAGACAAUCCGACCCAGAAGGCCACAGCCAUAGACGGAUGAAUGUGCAGCUUCACGUUUGAACGGGUUGUCGGAGUGUUUUAAGUUGGAGAAGAUUCGCCGCCCUGGAGCCACGUCGUUCCUUUUCCCGCUCCAGGUGUUUCCUACCUGCAUGGCCGACGUGUCCAUAGUCCCGCCUCUUCGUGUGACCUUCUGUGUAUCUGCCAUUUUCUGAAUCUUACUGCCGAUUGUACAUUUUCCUCCGUUCUAGUGGUUUAAAGGACCUGUGUAUAUGUCUUUCUGAUCAAUAAUUACUGCUUAUGCAACGCAACAAGGCUCGAGAAGUUUGCCAAAUGUUUGUUUCUUUUUUGUCAAGAGUCACUCGCUUUUGAGAGAGAAACGGCUGCAGUUUUCAGGUUUGUCGCAUUAACUGCGGUUCAUUUUGCUUUCUGUGGACUGAUUCUGAGAUGAAAAUCUGAAAAAAAAAACCAACUUUACAUGCAAAGUGCAUUAACGCAGAACUGUAGCAGCGAGAGGAGACGAUGUGGUGAAACCGAGCGACAGUUUUAUCAGGUAACAACUGGAGUUUGUUGAUUUAUGACCUGAAGAGACGGAAAAAGAUGCACCUGGAUUUGAGAAAACUAAUGCAUGUUUACCACUUUUGCUGAUGCCAAUAAAGAAACUACGAACUGAA
Messenger RNA from Acanthochromis polyacanthus (spiny chromis), 1933 nucleotides. RefSeq names its product synaptobrevin-like. The transcript is spliced from 5 exons. Gene Ontology annotation, molecular function: syntaxin binding; SNAP receptor activity. Lineage: Eukaryota; Metazoa; Chordata; Actinopteri; Pomacentridae. Gene Ontology annotation, cellular component: SNARE complex; plasma membrane. Bases 339 to 719 code for a protein of 126 amino acids. The record is from RefSeq and is a predicted model, not a curated record. Gene Ontology annotation, biological process: vesicle-mediated transport; SNARE complex assembly; vesicle fusion.